This is a messenger RNA of Coniophora puteana RWD-64-598 SS2, 630 nucleotides long. RefSeq names its product flavo protein. Lineage: Eukaryota; Fungi; Basidiomycota; Agaricomycetes; Boletales; Coniophoraceae. Bases 1 to 630 code for a protein of 209 amino acids. Gene Ontology annotation, biological process: coenzyme A biosynthetic process. Gene Ontology annotation, molecular function: FMN binding; phosphopantothenoylcysteine decarboxylase activity. The record is from RefSeq and is a predicted model, not a curated record. Gene Ontology annotation, cellular component: phosphopantothenoylcysteine decarboxylase complex. The transcript has 5 exons.
AUGUCGCAACACUUCAUCGCUGAAAACGAGCGCUCACCAGACCACAACCAUAUUUUGCUCAUCACCACUGGCAGCGUCGCAUCCGUGAAAGCGCCGCUCAUCGUUGCCGAGCUGCUCAAAUGCCAAAACGUGAAAGUCGAGGUUGUUGCGACGCGUCCGUCGCUCGCGUUUUACAAACCCGAAGAUAUUUAUGCGUUAGGUACGAGGGUAUGGACGGACCAGGAUGAGUGGACGGGAGGCUACGAGCUCGGCGACCCAAUCCUGCACAUUGAGCUUCGGCGGUGGGCUGACCUCGUCCUCGUCGCCCCUUGCUCUGCCAACACGCUCUCCAAGAUUGCGCACGGGGCGUGCGAUAACCUCGCCACCUCGCUCAUGCGCGCGCUCGCGCCCACGACGCCGACGUACAUCUUCCCCGCGAUGAACACGCUCAUGUACGAGCACCCGCUCACGGCGGAGCAUCUGCGCGUCGUGCGCGAGGUGGUCAAGUACGAGGUUGUCGGGCCGAUCGGAAAGUUGCUCGCGUGUGGGGAUAUUGGUAUGGGAGCUAUGACAGAGUGGAAGGAUAUCGUGCAGAUAGCUGUAGACAGGCUCAAACUGGUUAGGAAGGAGGAUGGAGGAGAGACUGGGUGA